Fragaria vesca subsp. vesca is the source of this 1810-nucleotide messenger RNA. RefSeq names its product serine/threonine-protein kinase At5g01020-like. The transcript is spliced from 6 exons. Bases 259 to 1485 code for a protein of 408 amino acids. Gene Ontology annotation, biological process: protein phosphorylation. The record is from RefSeq and is a predicted model, not a curated record. Gene Ontology annotation, molecular function: protein kinase activity; ATP binding. Lineage: Eukaryota; Viridiplantae; Streptophyta; Magnoliopsida; Rosales; Rosaceae.
CCAUUCGAGGCGGCAAAUCAAAGUUUGUAUAGCCAAGAAAAGUCAAGAGUUAGGCAAGUCAUUCGCUGUACAAAUUGUAUUUGAAUAAUGGAGGGUGUUGCGGACUGCAGAGAAUUAUGCAUAUAUAUGUAUGGUUGGUGAGAAAAUGAAUUAUGAGGUCUCUCAUCUUCAGCCUUCUUGGAAAUCCUGCAUAAUUUCCAUCCUCGUCUCAGAAGUCGUUGGUUAAGUUUCUGGAGUCUGGAGUGUCUCAUUCUCAAUAUGACAGCAGAGAAGGUCAUCACAUGGAAAUGCAUUUUCCCAGUGUGUUGUUCCAAGAGUACUAGUGAAUAUGCAGAUUCCACAAGACAAGUCCAAGAUAAGCAAACCCCUUUUCUGCAGCAAAGGCUGUCCAUGUCAGAUGUAAUUAGCGACCCCAGCUAUGCAGAUGAUCUCUCCAAUUCUUUUUCCGGCCUAAAUCUUCAUGUGUUUUCGCUAUCGGAGCUUAAAGUUGCAACAAACAGCUUUUCAUGGAGUAAUUUGCUUGGUGAAGGUGGCUUUGGACCUGUUUACAAGGGGUUUGUUGACGACAAUCUUAGGCCUGGAACAUUGAAGGCUCAGCCUGUAGCAGUCAAACUAUUGAACUUGGAUGGCUUUCAAGGCCAUAGAGAGUGGCUGGCAGAACUUGUAUUUCUUGGACAGCUGAGGCAUCCCAAUAUUGUUAAGCUGAUCGGAUAUUGUUGCGAAGAGGAGCAUAGGCUUCUGGUAUACGAACACAUAGCCAGAGGAAGCUUGGAAGAUCAACUCUUCAGAAGAUAUUCUGCCGCUCUUCCAUGGUCAACCAGAAUGAAAAUCGCAGUUGGAGCCUCUAAGGGCCUAGCCUUCCUCCAUGAAGAUCAUAGGCCAGUCAUAUUCAGAGAUUUCAAAACUUCAAAUGUUCUUGUAGACUCUGAUUACACAGCAAAACUCUCAGAUUUUGGGUUAGCAAAGGAUGGUCCAGAAGGAGAAGAAACACAUGUGGUAACACGUAUACUAGGAACUCAAGGGUAUGCAGCCCCUGAAUACUUAAGAACAGGUCACUUAACAACCAAGAGCGAUGUGUAUAGCUUUGGAGUAGUUCUAUUAGAGCUGUUGACAGGAAAAAGGUCACUAGACAGAACCCGCCGGAGCCGAGAACAAUGCCUUGUGGAAUGGGCAAGGCCUCUGCUGAAGGACCCAAGAAAGCUCAACAGGAUCAUAGACCCAAGAUUGGAGGGACAAUAUUCCACCAAAGGGGCAAGAAAGGCAGCUACAUUGGCUUAUGCUUGCUUGAGCAACAACCCCAAGUCCAGGCCUAUGAUGACCGAUGUGGUUAUGAUCUUGGAGUCUCUUCAGGGAUUCAACGAAGCCUUAAUUUAUCAACCAUUUGUUUAUGUCGCACCAAGUGAAGAAAAGGAUUGCGAUGAAGAAAAGGGAGACUACCAUUGCAGAUACACCCUCAAAGAAUUUCUCAAGACGGAAUUGACUUGAUACACAGGAUAUUGGAACAGUGAUGUGCUAUUGUAUUUUCCUAACCAUAAAAUGGUGGAAAAGAAUGAAGCAUAUAUGAAUAUAUAUGAUAUGAUAUUGAUUAAGAUGCACUUAGACUGAGAAUAGACCAAAAACCUAACGUGUGUCUCAAUCAAUAAGGCAGCCCUUGAUGAUGUUAAUAGAGACUGGAAUUUCAAGUGUCCAUCACCACCAACCCAGGGCUUGAAAUUUUAACCCAGGUAGGCCAGAACUUCAUUAGGCUUAGUGUUUAACCUUCUGGCGUGUGCAAGACGUUUCUUCUUUGAGUAGAAUUGGUUGUUUAGCA